AUGCAGUCUGCCGUCCACUCCAUUACGACUUUGUUCGUUGACACACCGGUUUGUGGUCUUCUGAAGAUCGUUUGGUGUGUGAUGCUUGUGUUGUGUUUAGACUGUCUCAGGAACGUCUUCAAGUCUGCAGGAGCCUCAUCUGACCCAAGCAUGGCAAAUGCCCAGAUGUUCGAGGCUUUCGCUGCCAAGGAAGGUGCUCUCGUCCUUGCAUUGAACUUGGCAUCGAUGAUGGCCAUCCAGGCGCUGCAUAUCACGACUGGGCGAUGUGCCAAGCUGGAGCUGGACCGCGAUGUCAUAUCGCGGCAGGCCAAGCAGGCCGGCGAGUUUGCGAAGACUCUCAUGGCCGAAGGGAAAGAGGUAAAGAAAACGCCCGAAACCAAGAUGCCCGAAGAGAGCAAGACCGAGCAAGAGGGAGAGCUGCGGAAAAGGACUGACUGA
Molecule: messenger RNA, 438 nt
Organism: Symbiodinium sp. CCMP2592
Lineage: Eukaryota; Dinophyceae; Suessiales; Symbiodiniaceae
Source: the annotation of a GenBank genome assembly